Molecule: messenger RNA, 441 nt
Organism: Protopolystoma xenopodis
Lineage: Eukaryota; Metazoa; Platyhelminthes; Monogenea; Polystomatidea; Polystomatidae
Source: the annotation of a GenBank genome assembly
CUGCAACUCCAACUUUUUGAACAGUCUGGUGGUCCGGUACUCGAGUACGCUCGGCUGAAAGAGCUAUUCGGUGAUUGGCCAGAGGACCUUCUUCAGGCGGAUUUGGUGGAGCUGAGAGCGAAUUUACAAGCACACCAGUUAUUCAUCAAAACUGGCGAGAGGAUUGGAGAUGGAAAUAAUACUAACGAUGAAAGUGAAGCUGAUGAUUCACCUGGAGAAAAACAAACAAAAGGAUGCUACAACGUGCAGGAACAAGGUCCACUCAAUGAAAGUCAGCUUGGCUCCUUAGCAAAGCCGACUUAUCUUUUUAUCCCUAUCGAUAAGCGUCUGAAACACGCUAGAAGAUGUCAAGCGAAUAAUGAGGCUGAAGAAGUAGAGAACAGAGCAAAUGAAGAACAUGAACAGAAUGAAACUACCACUAAUAUUGUACAAAAUGAAUAG